ACCGCGAGCUUCACCGCACUGACAGUCCACAUAUUACACUACUGACUCUAACGGCGGAGACCUUCAGAUAUGGCGGGGCUUCGUUGAGAGGGACAGAAAAUCUCCGAACACUACCGUUCACCGAACAGUUUGUAAUUGGACACGCGUCUCCCGCAGCCCUCCUUAUGCACCGCUGCGACGCGGAGAAACGGCAGCAGCGCUGAAAGAGUCGAAGGAAGAGGACGAGAGUGAUUUUUACCCCCUUGAACGGACAAUGGCGGACCGCGAUGCGCUGCCCCUUCCAUUGGAAUUGCGGGCCAGAUUGGCUGAGCUGGAGCUGGAGUUAUCCGAAGGCGACAUCACUCAGAAAGGAUAUGAGAAGAAGAGGUCAAAACUGCUCGGGGCGUAUCUGCCCCACCCUCCAGGGCUGGAGGCGUCCAUGGCACACGAGCGCAGACCGCCUAUGGCGCCCUCUGCUUCACGAUACCACCGUAGACGCUCCUCCGGCACCCGUGAUGAACGUUACCGAUCAGACGUCCACACAGAAGCAGUUCAGGCAGCACUAGCCAAACACAAGGAGAGGAAGAUGGCCGUUCCCAUGCCAUCCAAACGACGAUCUCUAGUGGUACAGACCUCUAUGGAUGCCUACACCCCCCCAGACACCUCAUCCGGCUCGGAGGAGGAGGGCGGCCAGGGCGAGGGUACCCCCACCUCCAGCCAGGGCAGCGUCAGCAUGGAGCACUGGAUCAGCCGGGCCAUCCACCAGGGUUCCACCACCUCCUCCUCCUCAUCAUCGACGCAGAGUGGGGGCAGCGGAGCCGCCGGGCGCCUGGCUGACGUUCUGGCUCAAACACAUGUUGGCAAAUCAGGGCCGAUUGCUCACCUCUCGUUGAAGAGGAAAACUUUGCUCGGCAUAGCAGAGAAUGGAAACUCGUUGCGGCGCUCCUGUGAGUUCGGAUCAGAUCUUCUCUGGCCGCCGCCCUUGGAGUCGGAGGAGAAUCACUCAGCCCCUCCAGACGUCACCACCUACACCUCCGAACAUCCCGUUCAGGUGGAGAGGCCACAGGUGUCCACGGUACCCCGGACCACACCCAAAUAUGGCAACGCCGAACUCAUGGAGACUGGAGAUGGAGUCCCAGUUAGCAGUCGUGUUUCAGCUAAAAUCCAGCAACUUGUAAACACGUUAAAGCAGCCCAGGCGACCUCCACUUCGAGAGUUUUUUGUUGAUGAUUUUGAAGAGCUCCUAGAAGUCCAGCAGCCCGACCCCAACCAGCCACGGCCGGAGGGCGCUCAGAUGGUCACCAUUCGAGGGGAACCGCUGGGAGUGGUCACUAAUUGGCCACCAUCUUUAGAAGCUGCACUGCAACGCUGGGGGACCAUCUCGCCCAAAGCGCCCUGCCUGACCACCAUGGACACCAACGGCAAACCCCUCUACGUCCUUACUUACGGCAAGCUUUGGUCUCGGAGCAUCAAAGUAGCGUACAACAUCCUCCACAAACUGGGCACCAAGCAGGAACCUAUGGUCCGACCAGGAGACCGGGUGGCUCUUGUGUUCCCCAACAACGAUCCCGCUGCCUUUAUGGUCACCUUUUAUGGCUGCCUGCUGGCAGAGGUGGUGCCUGUACCCAUCGAAGUGCCACUUACCCGAAAGGAUGCAGGAAGUCAACAGAUCGGCUUUCUCCUGGGCAGUUGUGGGGUUACUGUAGCUCUGACCAGUGACGCCUGCCACAAAGGCCUUCCGAAAGGACCCACUGGUGAAAUACCACAGUUCAAAGGAUGGCCGAAGCUGCUAUGGUUCGUCACGGAAUCCAAACACCUGUCCAAGCCGCCACGUGAUUGGUUCCCUCAUAUAAAAGAUGCAAAUAACGACACCGCCUACAUAGAGUAUAAGACCUGUAAAGAUGGGAGUGUUUUGGGUGUGACGGUGACACGGAUCGCACUUCUAACACACUGCCAGGCCCUAACGCAGUCUUGUGGAUACACAGAGGCUGAAAUCAUAGUGAAUGUAUUGGAUUUUAAAAAGGAUGUGGGUUUGUGGCACGGCAUUCUAACUAGUGUCAUGAACAUGAUGCAUGUAAUCAGCAUCCCGUACUCGCUGAUGAAGGUCAACCCUCUGUCCUGGAUCCAGAAAGUGUGUCAAUACAAAGCUAAAGUAGCUUGUGUCAAGUCCAGGGAUAUGCACUGGGCUCUGGUCGCUCACCGAGAUCAGAGAGACAUCAACCUGAGCUCCCUGCGCAUGCUGGUGGUGGCCGACGGAUCCAACCCAUGGUCCAUCUCAUCGUGUGACGCGUUCCUCAAUGUCUUCCAGAGUAAAGGUCUGCGGCCAGAGGUCAUCUGUCCGUGUGCCAGCUCAACUGAAGCCCUUACCGUGGCCAUCAGGAGGCCUACGGAUGACAGUAACCAGCCACCGGGUCGAGGAGUGCUGUCUAUGCAGGGUCUGAGCCACGGUGUCAUCAGAGUGGACUCAGAGGAGCGUCUCUCCGUACUCACCGUACAGGAUGUGGGCACCGUGAUGCCAGGAGCUCUGAUGUGUGUGGUCAAAGCAGAGGGAGUUCCUCAGCUGUGCCGAACAGAUGAGAUCGGAGAGCUGUGUGUGUGUUCCAUCGCCACGGGAAUGUCAUAUUAUGGGCUCUCGGGCAUGACAAAAAACACCUUUGAGGUUUUCCCCAUGAGCAGUUCUGGGGCUCCUAUCAGCGAGUACCCCUUCACUCGGACAGGGCUGCUGGGCUUCAUAGGCCCGGGUGGGCUGGUGUUUGUCUCUGGAAAGAUGGAUGGGCUGAUGGUGGUGAGCGGACGGAGACACAACGCUGACGAUAUCGUCGCAACAGCGCUGGCAGUGGAGCCCAUGAAGUUUGUGUACAGGGGCAGGAUAGCGGUAUUUUCCGUGACUGUCCUGCAUGACGAGAGAAUUGUGGUUGUAGCCGAGCAGCGGCCGGACUCCACAGAGGAAGACAGCUUCCAGUGGAUGAGCCGUGUGCUGCAGGCGAUAGACAGCAUCCACAACGUCGGGGUGUUUUGUUUGGCUUUGGUGCCCGCUAACACCCUUCCCAAGACUCCUCUGGGAGGGAUCCACCUGUCGGAGACCAAGCAGCUGUUUUUGGAAGGCUCCCUACAUCCCUGUAACGUCCUAAUGUGCCCUCACACCUGCGUCACCAACCUGCCCAAACCCAGACAGAAACAGCCAGAGAUUGGACCCGCCUCUGUGAUGGUGGGAAACCUGGUCUCAGGGAAGAGGAUCGCUCAGGCCAGCGGCAGAGAUCUGGGCCAGAUCGAAGACAAUGAUCAGGCAAGAAAGUUCCUCUUCCUGUCUGAGGUGUUUGUGGUCCUGUGCUUGGGAGCAGUCCUGAGCUCACUGACGUGUCUUCAGUUGCAUAAGCGGGCGGAGAAGAUAGCAACCAUGUUGAUGGAGCGAGGCCACCUGCAGGAUGGUGAUCAUGUUGCGCUGGUGUACCCGCCUGGUAUCGAUUUGAUUGCUGCCUUUUACGGAUGCCUGUAUGCCGGCUGUGUACCAAUUACAGUGCGACCACCACACCCGCAGAACAUCGCCACCACCCUGCCCACUGUAAAAAUGAUUGUGGAAGUGAGCCGAUCGGCCUGUGUGAUGACCUCACAGGUCAUUUCCAAGCUCCUGAAGUCAAAGGAGGCUUCUGCCGCAGUGGACGUCAGGACGUGGCCUCCUGUUCUGGACACAGAUGAUCUGCCAAAGAAGAAGCCCCCUCAGCUCUACAAACCCUCCAAUCCAGACACACUGGCUUACUUGGAUUUCAGCGUCUCCACUACUGGGAUGCUUGCAGGAGUAAAGAUGUCCCACACAGCCACCAGUGCCUUUUGCCGCUCUAUAAAGCUCCAGUGUGAGUUGUAUCCUUCUCGUGAGGUGGCCAUCUGCCUGGAUCCGUACUGUGGCCUCGGCUUUGUCCUCUGGUGCCUCUGCAGUGUGUAUUCAGGGCAUCAGUCCAUCUUGAUUCCCCCGUCCGAGCUGGAGGUGAACCCCGCUCUGUGGCUGCUGGCUGUCAGUCAGUUUCGGGUCAGAGACACGUUCUGUUCGUACUCCGUCAUGGAGCUUUGCGCCAAGGGCUUGGGCCUGCAGACAGAAUCUCUCAAGUCCCGUGGACUUGACCUGUCCCGUGUGAGGACGUGUGUGGUCGUCGCUGAGGAGAGGCCCAGGAUAGCCCUCACCCAGUCCUUCUCCAAGCUCUUUAAAGACCUGGGCCUGCACCCGCGAGCCGUCAGCACUUCCUUCGGAUGUAGAGUGAACCUGGCCAUCUGCCUGCAGGGGACAUCAGGACCAGACCCGACUACUGUGUACGUGGACAUGAGAGCUCUCCGACAUGACAGAGUGCGGCUGGUCGAGCGAGGCUCCCCACACAGUCUCCCUCUCAUGGAGUCUGGAAAGAUUUUACCCGGAGUUCGAAUCAUCAUCGCCAAUCCUGAAACGAAGGGUCCGCUGGGAGAUUCCCAUCUAGGGGAGAUCUGGGUUCACUGUGCCCAUAAUGGCAGCGGUUACUUCACGGUGUAUGGCGAUGAGGCCCUGCAGUCUGAUCACUUCAACUCACACUUGAGCUUCGGAGACACGCAGACCGUAUGGGCACGUACCGGCUACCUGGGCUUCCUCCGCAGGACCGAACUCACAGAUGCAAGUGGAGAGCGGCACGACGCUCUGUAUGUAGGGUUAGAGACCUCUGUGAUACGCACCCACAAGAGCAUCAUGGAAUGUGCGGUGUUUCCCUGGACCAACCUGCUGGUGGUGGUCGUGGAGCUGGAAGGUUCAGAACAGGAAGCUUUGGACCUGGUUCCUUUAGUCACCAACGCAGUCCUGGAGGAGCACUACCUGAUCGUAGGCGUGGUGGUGGUGGUGGACAUUGGUGUCAUUCCCAUAAACUCUCGUGGAGAGAAACAGAGGAUGCACCUGCGAGACGGCUUUCUAGCUGAUCAGCUGGACCCCAUUUAUGUGGCAUAUAACAUGUAGCAUGAGUGUACGCGUGGAUGCUGUCGCGUGGAUGUUUGCGUGCGUGUGUUUUGCCGACUGCACAUGGCCGUUUGGGCGAUCUUCCGUGAAUGGACACUUACUGGGAGAAACUUUGAGAAGUGAUAACAAAGCCAAACAGAAAAAUGGAUUGGCAGAAGGAUUCGGUCUCCUGAAGGGAAGAAGAAUCGCCUCUGCUUCUGCUUGUGUGCACGUCGCUUUGUUCUCACGCGAGGUGUUGCGACAUCGUUCAUUUUUAUUCCGCCCUACGUGAGCGAAGGCUAUUUUUAAGUAUCUGCAUACUGUGGCGAAAUGUGCAUUUUAAGUUUCCCGAUGAUUCGGAGUAACUUGUUGAAAGUAGACGUGCUAUCAGACACUCUGGACGCCAUUUCUGUCCAUUCAUUUUAAAAAAGGUACAACGCCAACUUGUUACAUUUGUACGUACGUUCCAGCCGUCCUUCAAUAACUUGCCGCUUUAGUUUUUCAACCUUUGUAAAUGUUCUCAAACAGCAGGAAGCAAAAACGAAAAAAAAAAAAAAAACGUCCCCUGCUUUUUCGAUUCCUCCAUGUUUAAUAUCAUUGUACAAAGCUGAAGGUGAACACAAAGUCAGUUGAUAUUGUGUAAUUAUGUACAGAUAAUAGUUCUUAUUUAUUUUGCUCUUUUUAGAAUUGGUGAGCGAAGACAUUUGGAAAUGUUUUCCUCAUUAA
Molecule: messenger RNA, 5650 nt
Organism: Sinocyclocheilus anshuiensis
Lineage: Eukaryota; Metazoa; Chordata; Actinopteri; Cypriniformes; Cyprinidae
Product: disco-interacting protein 2 homolog C-like
Source: RefSeq, a predicted model, not a curated record